This is a messenger RNA of Gekko japonicus, 1593 nucleotides long. It is a transcript of the gene GCK, whose product is annotated as glucokinase (hexokinase 4). The record is from RefSeq and is a predicted model, not a curated record. Gene Ontology annotation, molecular function: fructokinase activity; glucokinase activity; mannokinase activity. NCBI's taxonomy places the organism in Eukaryota, Metazoa, Chordata, Lepidosauria, Squamata, Gekkonidae. The transcript has 12 exons. Gene Ontology annotation, biological process: intracellular glucose homeostasis; glucose 6-phosphate metabolic process; glycolytic process. Gene Ontology annotation, cellular component: mitochondrion; cytosol. The coding region runs from base 1 to 1593 and encodes 530 amino acids.
AUGGCGGGGAAGAAACCGGAGAAAGCAAAACUGUUGAAAACGAAACUAGUGCUACUGGACUUGAAGCUAGCUGCUCUACUGCGGAUCAACACAGCUACCCUCUGGAACCAAGAAGAUAUAGGGAGAAACAACAAGUUGACAAAAGAGGGACAGGAUAAAAAUGCAUCAGAUAGCUGGAUCUUUCUCUGUUUUUCUAUUUAUUUUGCUCUCGCACACCAAUCCAGUCAGUCCAAAAGAAAGGUGGAGCAGAUCCUGUCAGAGUUUACGCUACAGGAAGAGGAUCUGAAAAAAGUAAUGUAUCGGAUGCAAAAGGAAAUGGACCGAGGGCUAAAGCUGGAGACCCAUGAAGAGGCUUCUGUAAAGAUGUUGCCCACAUAUGUGCGCUCCACCCCUGAGGGUUCAGAAGUUGGAGAUUUCCUAUCUUUGGAUCUUGGGGGCACAAAUUUCCGAGUGAUGUUGGUCAAAGUGGGGGAAGGUGAAGAAGGGCAAUGGAAUGUGAAGACAAAGCACCAAAUGUAUUCCAUCCCGGAGGAUGCCAUGACAGGAACAGCCGAAAUGCUCUUUGACUACAUCUCAGAAUGCAUCUCUGACUUCCUAGAUAAACACCAGAUGAAACACAAAAAGCUACCUCUGGGCUUUACGUUUUCCUUCCCUGUGAGACACGAGGACCUCGACAAGGGGAUCUUGCUGAACUGGACUAAAGGCUUCAAAGCAUCAGGAGCUGAAGGGAACAAUAUUGUGGGGCUUUUGAGAGAUGCCAUCAAACGGCGGGGGGACUUCGAGAUGGACGUGGUAGCAAUGGUGAAUGACACAGUGGCCACCAUGGUGUCCUGCUACUAUGAAGAUCACCGAUGUGAAGUCGGCAUGAUCGUAGGCACGGGUUGUAAUGCCUGCUACAUGGAAGAGUUGCAGAAUGUAGAGCUGGUGGAAGGAGAUGAAGGCCGGAUGUGCGUGAACACUGAAUGGGGAGCUUUUGGAGCAUCAGGAGAGCUGGAUGAGUUCCUUUUGGAGUAUGAUCGUGUGGUGGACGAAACCUCGCUUAACCCCGGUCAGCAGCUGUAUGAGAAGAUCAUCGGCGGGAAGUACAUGGGGGAGAUUGUGCGGUUAGUGCUGCUAAAACUUGUCAAUGAAAAUUUGCUCUUCAACGGAGAAGCUCCAGAGAAGCUCAAAAUCAGGGGGUCCUUUGAAACUCGUUUUAUCUCACAAAUUGAAAGCGACCCUGGCGAUCACAAGCAGAUCUACAACAUCCUGAAUUCCUUUGGGGUGAUGUCUUCGGUAACGGAGUGUGACAUUGUUCGUAUGGCAUGUGAGAGUGUUUCCACACGGGCUGCGCAGAUGUGUUCAGCCGGGCUGGCUGGUGUCAUUAAUCGCAUGAGGAAGAGCAGGUGUGAGGAGACGUUGAAGAUUACCGUUGGAGUGGAUGGCUCUGUCUACAAGCUCCACCCCAGCUUCAAAGAUCGGUUCCAUGCAGCCGUCAGACAACUCACGCCGGGCUGCGAUAUCACUUUCCUGCAAUCCGAGGAAGGCAGCGGGCGGGGAGCGGCUCUCAUCUCUGCUGUAGCGUGCAAAAUGGCCUGCAUGAUGGGCCAGUGA